Rubroshorea leprosula is the source of this 595-nucleotide messenger RNA. NCBI's taxonomy places the organism in Eukaryota, Viridiplantae, Streptophyta, Magnoliopsida, Malvales, Dipterocarpaceae. The record is from the annotation of a GenBank genome assembly.
AUGUUUUUUGUAGGAGGACAUUUUGGGAACUUUAAUCUUCCAAAAAUGAGUCGGCCGAUGGAGGAAGAGGGUGCCAAAAAUGAGGAAGAAGAAUUCAACACUGGACCGCUCUCAGUUUUGAUGAUGAGCGUGAAAAAUAACACUCAGGUUCUCAUUAAUUGUCGUAACAACAGAAAGCUGCUCGGUCGAGUGAGAGCCUUUGAUAGGCACUGUAACAUGGUUCUGGAGAAUGUGAGGGAGAUGUGGACUGAGGUGCCAAAGACUGGGAAAGGCAAGAAGAAGGCACUUCCGGUUAACAAGGACAGAUUCAUAAGCAAGAUGUUCCUGCGAGGAGAUUCUGUCAUCAUUGUGCUGCGAAAUCCCAAGUGAGGUGGUACCCUUUGUUGAUUGACAGUGAACUUAGAUCGUGCAAAUGUAUGGAUUCUUAAUGUACAUUUAGCUUAAUAUAACCUCACCAGAGCACCAAUCCCUACUUGACUUUCUGCACUUGGGCUGUAAUGAGCUUUAGUACUUGUGAAGAAUUUGUGUGGCUAUGAGUAACUUAUUCUGGUAAAACCUUGGCUGAGGGUUACAUUGAAUGCUAGAUUGAAUGCUU